Molecule: messenger RNA, 1176 nt
Organism: Exophiala dermatitidis NIH/UT8656
Lineage: Eukaryota; Fungi; Ascomycota; Eurotiomycetes; Chaetothyriales; Herpotrichiellaceae
Product: AP2-associated kinase
Exons: 1
Coding region: 1-1176 (391 amino acids)
Biological process (GO): regulation of transcription by RNA polymerase II
Cellular component (GO): mediator complex
Molecular function (GO): transcription coregulator activity
Source: RefSeq, a predicted model, not a curated record
AUGGCGAAACCGACAUCGAAGACGGGCCGGGGUGGGCGUGGGGCAACACGGGUGUCAGACACCGCGAAGACCAAUAACACAUCCAGCUCUACGCCACCAAACACCAACCAGACCCAGACCACAGUGGCCAAGCGCACCAGAUCUGGGGUGCGGAAAGCCGUUCAGACGUCCGAGUCGGUGGAGGCUACUACUUCUAGCACAAACUUGAAUGUCGGAACCACCACUCCAGAGACUCAACUUGAAGAAGGCAUCAAUCCUCCCGAAAAGCACAACCGUCCGGCAUCGACUUUUGUGAGUCUACGUGUUCCGUCCGAAGGUCUUCGACGAUCGGCUGCGUCUCGUGGUCCGUUCGUCACCCUCAAGCUUGCACCCAGCGCUCUUCGAUCUGUUGUAGAAAAGUCCGGCAGCCCUUCGUCGGCCAACACACCCACGAGUUCUCAGGCAACGGACGACUACGAACUUGUUACCGGUACUGCUGCUGCAAUUGGACCAUCGCGUGAGCUAUAUCAGACAGACAACCACCUUGGAGCUGGUCUAGUCGAGGGUGAAAGCACAGCAACAACAUCAGAUCGCGCAACAUCCCCCACCACGUUGGAUUCCCGCCAGACUCAUUCUACACUGGUCGCGCCGCACUCUCAGGAGGUGGCAGCCAGCUCGCAAGCAAUGGCCCCCGUCAAAGACACCAGCAGCGUACACAACACCAUCAAGGACAUUAUCCAAGAGCUGACCGACAUCCAAAUCCAGACUCAUGGCUAUGUUCCCGAAACUCAGGACUUGUUGGUGGACAAGAUGACCGAGCUGGCCGAGUCCCUGUCACGUCUGCAGAAUUUGACUUCGACCACGGCGUCGCCCAACAGCUACAUCCACAAUGUCCAGAUUGCACCCGAGAUUGUUGACUACGUGGAUGAUGGCCGCAACCCUGAUAUCUUUACUCGAGACUUUGUGGAAAAUGUCCAGCGGGGCAAUGCGGUGAUCAACGGCAAACAGCACGCUUUUGCGGAGUUCGCCAAAAUCUAUGCAAAGGCUCUGAAGGAGGGCAUCCCCGGUGUUGCUAGCCAAGUCGACAAAGUCCUUGCGAAUGCUGGCCUCGAGCUCGAACCGGAGGAAAAGGCAAACCCGGGUGCGGAUGCCGAUUAUUCGAGCAUUAAUGGCGUCCACAAGGCCGAGGGUAUCUGA